Messenger RNA from Scheffersomyces coipomensis, 791 nucleotides. RefSeq lists its product as uncharacterized. Bases 435 to 761 code for a protein of 108 amino acids. NCBI's taxonomy places the organism in Eukaryota, Fungi, Ascomycota, Pichiomycetes, Serinales, Debaryomycetaceae. The transcript is spliced from 2 exons. The record is from RefSeq and is a predicted model, not a curated record.
AUGAACACUGCCAGAGGAUUCUAUACACGUCAAGAUUCUCCAAAAAGAGCAGGAAAAGUCUACAUCGAUGUAGAAUCACUUGAACUGGAUAUCGCCAGAAGAGCUGAACCUGAUUUAAAUAAAGUUAACUUCAGUAAUCAAAAUUAUAAAGCGGCGGUCAAUAGUAAUGAAAGUUUAGAUGAAAGAGAUAAUGACCCAAAUGAUAAUCAUGAUAUCAUUGACUAUGAAGCUGAAGUCCAUAUAGGAGGAGAACUGAUGACGAAGAAGAAGAACUAACUGGUGACGAUGAAAUCCAACCUGACCCACCCAUUAAUACAAACGACCCACCCAAUAGACAAAACCCACCUAAUCCAAACGACCCACCCAAUGGACAAAACCCACCUAAUCCAAACCCAAACAUACUCAAUAGAUACCACGUCUACUUCCAUAGAGGUAUGUCGUGGCAUGCAUGUUUAACUACUUAUUUUGUCAUUAUAUCUAUGAUAGGGGUUUGGUUUUACGGAAUGAUAGAAAAUUCAAAAAAUAAAUUAUCCGAAGGUAAAUUAAUAGCUCUUGGAAUUUCCAUUGUUUUAUAUACAAUAGCUGGCAUUUUAUCAGUCUUAGAUUACUUCUUUAAGUGGCAUAUGAUGAGGGUCUUCGCUUGUCAAAUAGUUUUAAACCCUUUUGUUUUGGGGAUGCUGGUAAUAUUGGUAACAUUCGGCUUCUUUAAAAAACAUGUUAGUGAGCUUUAUGAAUUUGUAAAAGGUUUAAUCCCAUCUUAGAAAUAUUACAGUAAUUAACUUAUUAAUGAU